Molecule: messenger RNA, 1338 nt
Organism: Rhizophagus irregularis DAOM 181602=DAOM 197198
Lineage: Eukaryota; Fungi; Glomeromycota; Glomeromycetes; Glomerales; Glomeraceae
Molecular function (GO): acyltransferase activity, transferring groups other than amino-acyl groups
Source: RefSeq, a predicted model, not a curated record
AUGACUGUUAUUAUUAAAGAAACUUAUAAUGUCAGGCCAACUCAACCAACACAACAUUCACCAAUAAUUCUAUCUAAUCAUGAUUUAUUACUUCCAAUGUUUUACAUGUUUGCUCAUCAUUUUUACAAGAAUGUUGAUAACAAAAAUGAUUUUAUGGAUCCUAGUAAACUACGUGAUUCAUUGGGAGAUAUUUUAUCUGAUUAUUAUCCAUUGGCUGGUCGUUUAAAAAAAGAAAUUGAUGGUAAAUUAAGCAUUGCAUGUUGUGAUCAAGGUAUACCAUUUAUCAUAGCCAAAAGCCCAGAUAUUACAAUUCAACAACUUGAAGAAAAAAAUUGGCAGCCUUCUUCAAUUCCAGAUCAUCUUGUACCUGAUUUACCUGUAACUCAUGGAUUAAUAUCACUUCCUUUGGAUGUGCCAUUACUUAUGGUACAACAUACCACAUUAGCUGAUGGAUCUGUUGUUUUAGGAACGGUUAUGCAUCAUACAAUUGCAGAUGGUAUCUCAUUAUUUUGUUUUUUAGAUAAUUGGGGACGUAAGGCUCGUCAAGAACCAAUCAUUCCUCCUGUACAUGACCGUUCUUUACUAAAGGCUAGUGGUAACCCACCAACUCAUGAGCAUCCUGAAUUCAAGCUGUUUAAACUUCCGACUGAGGCUUCUCAAGCGAUGCCACCGAUGCCACCGAUGCCACCGAUGAUAACAAAAUUAUUUCAUAUUAAUAGAGAUAAUUUAAAAAAAUUAUGCAAUGUUUAUUCUGGUGAACAUAAUUUGGUUUCAGCUAAUGAUGCACUUGUAGCUCACCUUUGGAGAUUGGUAACUAGAGCACGUGGAAUUCCUUUAGAUGCAGAAGUUAUUUGUGCAUUUCCUUGUGAUGGAAGAAGAAGACUCAAACCAUUCUUUCCACCAAAUUAUUUUGGUAAUUGUAUCUUAGGUGCGGUUCCAAAAAUGCUUGUUUCUGAGUUGAUAAAUGGAUCUCAACCAAAUCUUGCACUUCAAAUACGAAAAGCAAUUGAUAAAGUAAAUGACUCAAAAAUAAGAUCUUCAAUUGAUUGGAUUGAGCAACAACCAAAUAAAAGUGAAAUUAAAUUAAAUUGUAAUUACUAUUGUGGCAAAGAUCUUGUCUUGACCAAUUGGUCUAAAUUUUCAUUAUAUGAUUUAGAUUUUGGUUAUGGAACUCCAUUAAGAUUUAGCUUGAGAAGAGGAAGAAAUUUGGAUGGAAUAGUUGUCCUACUUGGAACUAAAUAUGAUGAUGGAAUACAAGCUUGUACAAGCUUAAUUAUUGAACACAUGCAAAAAUUAGAGCAAGAUCCUGAAUUUAAAGAGUUCUUUCAAAUUUCUUAA